Sphaerodactylus townsendi is the source of this 2209-nucleotide messenger RNA. RefSeq names its product dual specificity phosphatase 1 (gene DUSP1). The coding region runs from base 374 to 1483 and encodes 369 amino acids. Gene Ontology annotation, molecular function: protein tyrosine/threonine phosphatase activity; MAP kinase tyrosine/serine/threonine phosphatase activity. The record is from RefSeq and is a predicted model, not a curated record. The transcript is spliced from 4 exons. Lineage: Eukaryota; Metazoa; Chordata; Lepidosauria; Squamata; Sphaerodactylidae. Gene Ontology annotation, biological process: endoderm formation; protein dephosphorylation; negative regulation of p38MAPK cascade. Gene Ontology annotation, cellular component: cytoplasm; nucleus.
AACUGCAGCUACACUAUAUAAGGCGAGGCGCCGCGUCCAGCGAGCAAGCAAACCGUACCAGCCACGCAAGAAGAGCCAAUAAACUAGACGCGCAAAAGCCAAGCAAGCGUUGUCGUCUUCAUUUAUCCCGCCAAGUCCAGCUACCUUUGGGAUACAAAGAACAAGACCCGGUGAGAAAGAAAGAAAGAUUUGGUUUGCAAUCCGCGAAGCUUUCGGUUUGCAAAGCUCCAAGAAACCCUCCCAGCAAGAACAAAGGAGCAACCUGGGGAGGACGCCGCCUGCCAGCCCAAGACAAAAGGGAGCCCUGGUCGUCCCGGUCCGCUCCCCGAGGCCAUCGCUCGCCUUAGCGCUGCCCACCCAGUCCCCAGCUAUUAUGGUCAACAUGGAUGUGUGCGCCCUGGAUUGUGAGACGCUGCAGGGGCUGCUGAAGGACAGGUCCUUCCAGUGCCUGCUCCUGGACUGCCGGUCCUUUUUUUCCUUCAACUCCUCGCACGUCGGCGGCUCGCACAAUGUCCGCUUGAGCACCAUCGUCCGGCGGAGGGCCAAGGGGGCCAUGGGGCUGGAUCACAUCCUGCCCAACGAAGAAGUGCGCUCCCGUCUGCACAAGGGGCUUUAUCACGCCGUGGUGUUGCUGGACGAGCGCAGCGCCGACCUUGAGGCGCCCAAGAGAGACAGCACCCUCAUGCUGGCCCUCAACACCCUGUGCAGAGAAGCCCGCGACACCCGCAUCUGCUUCCUCAAGGGAGGAUACGAAGCCUUGCUGUCUACAUACCCUGAGUUGUGCUCAAAGCCGUCUGCUCCAAAGGGUCUGAGUCUGCCUCUCAGCACCAACCACAUGUCUGGCGGUGCAGAUUCAAACUGCAGCUCCUGCGGGACUCCUCUGUAUGAUCAGGGUGGUCCAGUGGAAAUCCUACCUUUCCUGUACUUGGGCAGUGCCUACCAUGCUUCCAGGAAAGAUAUGCUGGAUGCUUUGGGGAUCACAGCCUUGAUCAACGUCUCUGCCAACUGCCCAAACCAUUUUGAAGAGCACUAUCAGUACAAAAGCAUCCCUGUAGAGGAUAACCACAAGGCUGACAUCAGUUGCUGGUUUAAUGAAGCCAUCGACUUCAUUGAUUCUGUUAAAAAUGAUGGCGGACGAGUUUUUGUUCACUGUCAAGCUGGCAUCUCCCGCUCAGCAACCAUCUGCCUCGCUUACCUUAUGAGGACCAACCGAGUCAAACUGGACGAAGCCUUUGAGUUUGUCAAGCAGAGGAGAAGCAUCAUCUCCCCCAACUUCAGCUUCAUGGGACAGUUGCUGCAGUUUGAGUCUCAGGUCCUUGCUCCAAAUUGCUCAGCAGAGGCUGGAAGCCCUGCCAUGGCUGCAUUGGACAGAGGGGCUCCCACGACAACCGUCUUCAACUUUCCAGUCUCCAUCCCUGUCCAUCCUUCUGCCAAAGCACUAAGCUACCUUCAGAGCCCUAUCACCACUUCUCCAAGCUGCUGAAAGGCAGAAGCAAACUGACUCUCAAAACAAGAUUUGAUACUGUGGCUGUUAUCUCAAAAAGUGCAAUAACCCCGGGGGACAGUUAGCCUCUGCACACAUAGGUUUCUGCUCCUUUCAGCUGCAAAGCAAUACAGAGUCAUCAGGACAGAGCAGCAUAUCCAGAAAACGAGGUUCUUUUUGCUAGAUUUUGCUGAGAUGUGUGUUUGACCAACAUUUGGAUGCCUACAAAGGAGACAAAGCACAGUGAACAUUGCUUUUUACUCCUGAACUAUUCCUCUUAACAUUUUCUGUCUCUUUCUGUUUUGUCAGUCUGUGCUUUGAUAGCGAACCUUACAGUAUUCUCGUUCCUGGGUGUGCUAGGCUACAGUGACACUGUCCCCUUGUGUAAGGAAGUCUCAGUAUUUAUUUAUUUUUAUGCAGUGUUUGUGUGUGUGUGUGUGUGUUACCUUUAUAAGUCUUUCUUUUUCAAAAAAGAAAGAAAAACCAAAUACCUCAGUAUUUUUUGGGUACUGUAAUCUUGUAAAUAUCUCUUAAACUGUUCCCUAAGCACUGACAUUGAAAGCACAAAGGAGUGGUUGUGGCUGUGGUUGCCAAGAGUAGGAUGUUUGCUGAUUUAUUUAUGAUGUGAAAUAAUAUAUUUCUUCUUAUGAUGGAAGAUCUGGGUUUUUUGUUUAUAAUUAUGCCUUUUUAUACACAUGGAAUAAAUUAUGACAUUUCUAUUAAAAA